Molecule: messenger RNA, 441 nt
Organism: Heterostelium album PN500
Lineage: Eukaryota; Evosea; Eumycetozoa; Acytosteliales; Acytosteliaceae
Gene: adi1
Product: 1,2-dihydroxy-3-keto-5-methylthiopentene dioxygenase
Exons: 3
Coding region: 1-441 (146 amino acids)
Molecular function (GO): acireductone dioxygenase [iron(II)-requiring] activity
Source: RefSeq, a predicted model, not a curated record
AUGAAGAGUUAUUAUUUCGAAUCAAAUGAACCAGUUUCCGUACAACAAUUGAAUAACAUCAAUGUGUUAUACUACCCAAUGCCAAUGCCAGACUACCAAGAGAAACUCGAUCAAAUCUGUCAAGAAAGAGGUUACAAGAAUAGAGAUGAAGUAAAGCUUAAUGAAAACACCGAGAAUCUAGAUGCUAAAUUAAAGAUUUUCUUUGAAGAACAUUUACAUGAUGAUGAGGAAAUUAGAUUCAUCUUGGAGGGAAGUGGUUUCUUUGAUGUACGUGAUGCCAACGAUCAAUGGAUUAGAAUUCGUGUUGAAAAAGGUGAUUUAAUUAUUGUUCCUGCCAACAUGUAUCAUAGAUUCACAUUGACAGAAACUAAGCAAAUUCAUGCUUGCAGAUUAUUUACUGAUGCUCCAAAAUGGGUACCAAUCAACAGACAUCAGCAAUAA